AUGGCCAAGGAGCUCGGGUGGGAGCGCUGCCUCCGGCUCUACCGAUCCCCCGAUUCGCCCUACAGCAUCGAUAAGGUCCUCGCCAAGUCCUUCUACUGGGUCCUCGCGGACACGGCGCGGGAGGGCAAGCUCUUGUUUUUUAGCGAAUUUCUGGAUCUGUUGUGCGCCCUCGCGUAUUACUCCAUCCUCUACCCCAGCCCACUCACCCCUUUGGAAAAGAAGCUCGAAGACUUCCUGACGCAUUGCUUCUUGGCCUGA
Phytomonas sp. Hart1 is the source of this 258-nucleotide messenger RNA. NCBI's taxonomy places the organism in Eukaryota, Euglenozoa, Kinetoplastea, Trypanosomatida, Trypanosomatidae. The record is from the annotation of a GenBank genome assembly.